AUGGCUGCUGCCGAUGUGCGCGACAUGCUGGACUUGCCCGCUGAGGGCCAGCCCAGACCGCAUAAGAAGCAGAAGGUUGUCGAGAAAAGACCAGAGGGUAUCACACGAGAGCUUUACGCGCUAUUGGGUGAACGGGCGCCGCCUAUCGCUAUCAACGAGAAUAAGUACAAAGGGCGCCCAAAGUGGAUGAACAAGUUGCGAGUGCGGCCAUGGAGCAUGACCCCCUUUACCAACAACGCGCGCUCCGAUGGCUUGGUCUUGAAUCACUGGCAACGGAAACAUGAAUCAGCACGCCAACCAGUCCCCGACGGAACUCAAAUGGAUGUGGAUAAAACAGAGGGAAAUGGCGAGAGCAAGGAUGAGGGCAAGGAUGAAGCGCCUAAGCCUCUAGAGCAAGAAUACUCAUUCGCCAAAUACAACAUCAAGGCACGGGUGCCCCAGAAAUACUCAGAAGAGGAAUACAACCGCUCCUUGAAACACAACGAUUGGGACCGCGAGGAGACAGACUAUCUGAUGGAUCUGGCACAUGAAUACGAUUUGCGCUGGGUGAUUGUCGCGGAUCGCUAUGACUACCAACCCCGCGUCAACUCUGAAGCCGACGUGAACGCACUCGUACCCGCCAAGCGCCACCGAACGAUGGAGCAGAUGAAAUCGCGGUACUACUUCGUCGCAGCCACUAUUCUCGCGAUCGAACACCCCCCAUCCGAGAUGUCCGAAGCCGAAUUCGAAGUGCACGAGCGGAUGCUCAAGUUCGACCCAGACCGCGAAAGAGACCGCAAGGAACUUGCCGCCCUACAAAUAAACCGCACAGCAGAUGAAGUUCGCGAAGAAGCGAUGCUCCUCGAAGAGCUCAAGCGCAUUACAAGCAAUGAGCAAAACUUUAUCACAGAACGCCGCGAACUCUACUCCCGCCUCGAAGUCCCCAUCAGCGUCGGCAACACCGCAGCCUACCAAUCAAGCCAAGGCCUCUCACAGCUCCUGCAAACACUCCUCCAAGCAGACAAGAGCAAGAAGCGUCGCUCCAUCCUCGGACCCGAAAGCGGUGCCGUCGCCAGUCCGGCAGGUCAAACACCCACGACGGCGAACAACAACGGCGUCAGCCGCGGCGAGACACCCACGACCGGCGCCGCAGCAGCAAACAAAAAGGGUGGCGCUACCGCUGUUCGCGAAACACAACAGCCCAUCCGCACCCUCACACCAGCCGAAGAAUCGCGUUUCGGCGUCCACCACCACGAGCGCGUCACGGCGGGCGUGCAAUUCCGCAGCGAUCGCGCCCAGAAACUCACACAAGCGAAGUCCAACGUGCAAACCCUCAAAUUGGCCGGAGCACUUGCGGAACUCGAGAUUCCCGUCCGUCUGUUCAUGCCGACAGAGCGCGUAUGCAAGGAAUUCGAGCGCCUCAUCCAGUCCGUUAACCUACUAUUGGACGCACGCAAAGUCGCCGAGAAAGUCGACAGUGAGAUCCGCGUCUUGGAGGCCGCUAGGGCGGAACGGGAGAAGAAGUCUGCGCCUGAGAAUGGUCAUCCGGCUGUGAAGACUGAGGCAGAUGAUGGGCAUGGGAUGCUAGAGUCGACUGCUGGUAAUGGGGGCGCGGCUGAGAAUGAGGAUGAGAAGGGCGAGAAUGAUGCCGAGGAGGGAGAUGCUGACGGAACGCCCACUAAGCGUGAUGCUAAUCACAAGCGGUCUGCCAGCGUACUCAGUGGUGCCAGUGACAAGGAUACGAAGCGACAGCGACGGUAA
This is a messenger RNA of Penicillium verhagenii, 1740 nucleotides long. Its product is annotated as SANT/Myb-like DNA-binding domain-containing protein. Lineage: Eukaryota; Fungi; Ascomycota; Eurotiomycetes; Eurotiales; Aspergillaceae. Gene Ontology annotation, molecular function: transcription corepressor activity. The transcript is spliced from 3 exons. Gene Ontology annotation, cellular component: Swr1 complex; NuA4 histone acetyltransferase complex. Gene Ontology annotation, biological process: DNA repair; negative regulation of transcription by RNA polymerase II; chromatin remodeling. The record is from RefSeq and is a predicted model, not a curated record. Bases 1 to 1740 code for a protein of 579 amino acids.